AUGAAUACAAUAUUUAAAUCACUACAACAUACAGGAUACAAGACGGGUAGUAGUUAUUGUGGAAGAACGAUCGUUCAAGGUACUAGUUUAAUAUCACCGUCGUCAUAUAACAUAAAUCAUAACAUCAUUGGUUAUAAUCAGAAUAAUAAUAAUAAUAUAUAUACAACAACAAAAACAACACCAUCAUCAUAUAAUAGAUUAAAUAAUUAUCAACCAAUUAGUCAUUUGGGUAAUAUCGGAAGAUCAUCAUAUUGUACGACGACGACAACUACAACUGAUCAACAACAACAACAACAACAACAACAACAACAACAAUAUAUAAGAGCAAAAGUUAAAAGUAUAAAGGGUAAACCAUUGAUUGCAUUGGUUGGUAAACCAAAUGUUGGAAAGUCAACUCUAUUCAAUCGAAUCGUAGAGUCUCAGAGACAGGCAUUGGUAGAAGAUAUCCCGGGCACUACAAGAGACAGAUACUAUGGUGAAGCAAUCGUGUAUGGAAAGCAAUUUCAAGUGGUUGAUACUGGUGGUAUGGUUGGUGAUUCGACCACCCAACAAGACCAAUUCUCACAGAUGAUCAAGACACAGGCUACUAUUGCUAUGGAUGAGGCAGAUGUCAUUGUUUUCGUUGUAGACUAUCGUACUGGUAUUACACAGGUUGAUCGUGACUUGGCACGUAUGCUAAGAAAUAGACAACAAAAAGGUCAACAUGUUUUGGUGGUUGCCAACAAGGCAGACAGCCAUAUGAUGAUUGAAGGCUUUGAAACAGAUAUGAAAACAACUCUUACUCGUUUUGGAUUAGGUGAACCUUUUCCAAUGUCCUCUAUCCACGGCCACGGUGUUUUGGAUUUACUUGAACGUAUCACAAAGUUGUUGCCAGACAUGCCAUUAGAGUUGGAUGACCCGUCGUUGCCUGGUGCCAUCAAGAUAUCGAUUGUCGGACAACCCAACGCUGGAAAGAGCAGUUUGUUGAAUAGAAUCAUCGAACAGGAGCGAUCGAUCGUGUCAGACGUGCCUGGCACUACACACGACCCCGUCGAUUGCCAUUUGGUGUGGCGUGACAAACACGAUCUUACUCUUAUCGACACUGCCGGUAUCAGACGUCGUGCAACGCACAGAGUAGGCUUGGAAAAGAGUUCAGUGUUGUGGGCAAUGAAGGCCAUUGAGCGAUCGCACGUUGUUCUCUUUGUCAUUGACUCUACCGUCGGGCUCACCGAGCAAGACCUUAAAAUAGCCGGUUUCAUCACCGAACAAAACAAAAGUGUCAUCAUCCUGGUCAACAAAUGGGACCUCUACACCAAAAACAAACGCACAGCUCAAAAGGAAAGAGAUCAAGCCUAUUUCCAUCAAUACCAAGAUAGAUUUAAUUUCCUUGAUGAUAUUAUAAAAGAUAAAAAGGAUAGAAAUGGAAAGGAUAAUAAUAAUAGUAACAGUAAUAAUACAGUCACUCAACAAAAACAAUCAAAAAGACAACAAAAGAAAAUGGAAAAAGAAAAAGAACAAGAAAAUGAAAAGGAAGAAGAUGAAGAAGAUGAAGACGACAAUGAAGAUGACGAUGAUGAAGAACCUAAACAAUUAAAUAGAAAGAAAGAAGAAUUGAUUCAAAUGAAAUCAUCAGAUUUCUCAUUUGAUGGUGACUUUUGGCCACAGAAUGAAAAGGAGGCAUUUGAAUCAAAACAAAUUAAAGAUAUCGAUAGCGCAAUUGAAAAUGAAUUUAAACAAAUGGAAGAAUUGGAUCAACAAGAAAAGGAUGAUCAAGAUGUAGAAGAUGAACAAGAUGAAGAGGAUGACGAUGAAAAGGAGGAAGACGAAGAUAAAGAAAAUGCAAAAAGAGAAAAAGAGUUUAUAAAGUCGUAUUGGAAAUACAUGAAGCGAGUGGAACAAGCAGAAAAUGAAGGAAAACAAUCGAGACCACCUCCACCAGACGUAGAAUUACCAAAACUUUCAAAACUACAAAAGGAAUAUGAAGAUGAAUUAAGAAAGAAAUUAACAUUCCUGGAUCAUGUUCCAGUCAUCUUUACAUCUGCAACCACUGGUUUCUGUGUACCAACUUCUUUAGAUUUGGCUAUUAAAGUAUUUUUUGAAAGAGAAAAAAGAUUAAAAGUUGGAGAAUUAUUAAGUAUUAUUAAACAAGCAACAUUUAAACAUAUAUUACCAAAACGUGGUAAAAAGAGUUUAAAGAUGAAGUUUGCAAUGCAAACUAGAGGGUAUCCUCCAUCGAUGGUUUUCUUUGUCAAUGAUCCAGAACGUGUUGAAGCAUCUUUUAUCCGUUACCUUUUGAAAAGUAUAAGAGAGGUUUAUAAAAUCAAAGAAAAAUAA
This is a messenger RNA of Cavenderia fasciculata, 2313 nucleotides long. Its product is annotated as GTP-binding protein engA. Bases 1 to 2313 code for a protein of 770 amino acids. NCBI's taxonomy places the organism in Eukaryota, Evosea, Eumycetozoa, Acytosteliales, Cavenderiaceae. The transcript is spliced from 3 exons. Gene Ontology annotation, molecular function: GTP binding; ATP hydrolysis activity. The record is from RefSeq and is a predicted model, not a curated record.